This is a messenger RNA of Diospyros lotus (date-plum), 4006 nucleotides long. RefSeq lists its product as uncharacterized. Lineage: Eukaryota; Viridiplantae; Streptophyta; Magnoliopsida; Ericales; Ebenaceae. Gene Ontology annotation, molecular function: nucleic acid binding; ATP binding; protein binding. The coding region runs from base 105 to 3818 and encodes 1237 amino acids. The transcript is spliced from 27 exons. The record is from RefSeq and is a predicted model, not a curated record.
UCACCAUCUCAUUUCCGUUUGCAGGUUUUAUCGAAACCCUAGUCUGGACCAGUGAGGGAGGGUGAUCGAUCGGCACGGCGAAAGGAAAGCGAGUCGAAGGGCCAAUGGAGGAGGGCGGCGAGAGAGAAAUCCAAGUCCGAAGCCUCUCCGGCGAAUCCAUCACCGUCUCCAUUUCCCCAAGCAAAACCAUCCGAGAUCUCAAACUCCUGCUCUCGCAAAUGUUCCCUCCCGCUACCUCUCCCAAUUUUCACCUCUUCCUCAAGGGUGUAAAAUUAGGGUUGCAGAGUCAGAUAACCAGCCAUUCAAUUGAGUUAGGAGAAUUCAUGGUUCUAGUUCCAUAUACAAAGAAAAGCCAGAAACAAACCCAGCAGGUUGACAGAGCUGCGACAUGCUUGCAAGGCCAAAAUGAUUGCUCGACCUCACGUGCUGCUGAUUCGCUAUGGUCUGAUACAAUGCAGGACCUUUCUUUUCUAUGUGAGAUAACAAGAAAGGGAAAUCAACAAAACAUUGAAUCUAAACAUGUGGAUUCUGUGGAUAGCAAUGAUGUGACUGGAAAGUCUGCCGUUAAUCAAUCUUCAAAAACCAGAGUCAAGAAAAGGUUCAGUUGCGAUAAACAGGAAGGUCAUUUGGACAACCUGGUUAUCAGUAUAUUGCAGUCGUCUGAGAACACUCUGCUUGAUCAGCGGAACUGUGAAAGGCUUAUGCAGGUUUUGGAAUCAGUGAAUUGUUUAUCUGACUCACAUUCUGGGAGCUGCAUGUUAAAGGAGGCGCAUUUAGAGGAUUGUGAUGCAAAUUCACAUGCAAAUAAGGACAAUAUCUGCCUUUGCCCCAGUUGGCUGAGGAACAUGAUGAAGGCAUUUUAUUUCUUAAAUAUUUAUUCGGGGCAUCUGCAAUUGCAGAGGGAAAAAAUCACCUCAACUUGUUUGAAAGAAGCACUGAACCAACUUAGCAUAUUUGGACUUCAAGUUGGUAUUGCUGAUCUGGAGCAUCUUUCUGUACUUUUUCCUAAGGUUGUAAGCUUUGUUAAUGAUGAACUAUCUGUUGCCAAUUUCCCUGAUGCCCUUGUUAUUAUCAAUUCGUCUGAGAAACAGAUGCAACAAGUUGAAGAUACGUAUAAUUCUGUAUCUCAGACUCGUGUGACAAAAUCAAAGAUUGUCAAAGCUAUGAAGAAAAGGGAACGUUCAUUCAGAACAAAUCUCUGGCAUGCUGUUAAAUUAUUAAUUAAGAAGCAUGGUUAUGAGAUGGAAAGGUUCCUUUCAGUGGAGGAUCUGCUCAUGUUUCUGAAGGAAAGUGGUGCUGCUGCAUGUGAAAAUAAAGUAAAAAGGGCACGGAGAAGCUGCUCCGAGACUUUGAGUCGUCAUUCAUUUGAAGCACGAUGCCACCAAACAAACCCAUUGCUACCUGUGGAAAUGGUUGAACAUCUCAGAAGGGGCGUUGGAGCUUGUGAACAGAUAGUGCAUGUUGAAGACAUUGGCGCCAGAGUUGCCAAUUAUGUUGAAAUCCCAAGUGAACUAUCGGAGAAUAUGAGAUCUGCUCUCAAAUGUAUUGGAAUUACUAGGUUGUAUAGACACCAGUUAGAGUCUGUUCAGGCUUCCCUUGCUGGCAAGAAUGUAGUUGUGGCAACAAUGACAUCCAGUGGGAAAUCUCUAUGCUAUAAUCUUCCAGUUCUAGAAGUGCUGUCCCAAAAUUUGUUAGCGUGUUCUUUGUAUAUCUUUCCAACUAAGGCUUUAGCUCAAGAUCAGCUAAGAGCCUUGCUAUCCAUGACAAACGGGUUAAGUGCUUGCUUAAAUAUUGGAAUUUAUGAUGGUGACACUAGUCAGGCGGACAGGAUUUGGUUGCGGGAUAAUGCUAGACUGUUGAUCACAAAUCCAGAUAUGUUACAUAUGUCUAUCUUGCCCUUCCAUGGACAAUUCAGGCGGAUCUUAUCAAAUCUUAGGUUUGUCAUCAUUGAUGAAGCCCAUGCCUAUAAAGGAGCAUUUGGAUGUCAUACAGCUCUUAUAUUAAGGAGACUUCGCCGGCUUUGUUCUCAUGUGUAUGGCAGCAAUCCUUCUUUUGUGUUUUGUACUGCCACUUCUGCUAACCCCCGUGAACAUGCUAUGGAACUUGCUAACCUUCCAACAAUAGAGUUGAUUCAGAAUGAUGGUAGCCCUUCUGGUCGAAAGCUCUUUGUCCUCUGGAAUCCUCCUUUAUAUGAAAAAACUGUCAUGCAAAGAACAAAAAAUAGCAGGGAUGCCGGGGAGUCUUCCUAUGAAAAUGUUACUCUAAAACGUGCAAGCCCAAUUUUGGAAGUUUCACGUCUCUUUGCAGAAAUUGUUCAGCAUGGACUUCGUUGCAUUGCAUUCUGCAAAACACGGAAACUUUGUGAACUGGUCUUAUGCUAUACGCGGGAGAUUCUUCAGGAGACAGCACCUGGCCUAGUUGACUCUAUAUGUGCUUAUCGUGCUGGCUAUAUUGCUGAGGACAGAAGGAGAAUUGAGAGUGAACUGUUUAGUGGAAAACUUUGUGGUGUUGCUGCUACUAAUGCCUUAGAGUUGGGUAUUGAUGUUGGGCAUGUUGAUGUCACUCUGCAUCUAGGCUUUCCUGGCAGUAUAGCUAGUUUGUGGCAGCAAGCUGGAAGAUCUGGGAGAAGGGAAAAGUCAUCACUUGCUAUAUAUGUUGCAUUUGAGGGGCCUCUUGAUCAGUAUUUUAUGAAAUUUCCCCAGAAACUCUUUGGGACUCCAAUUGAAUGUUGUCAUAUUGAUGCUCAAAAUCAGCAGGUGAUUGAGCAGCACCUGAUCUGUGCUGCUGUUGAACACCCAUUGAGCUUGCUUCAUGAUGAGAAUUAUUUUGGUCCUCGCUUAAAGAAUGCAAUAAUGACACUUAAAAGUAAGGGAUACCUGACUUCUGAUCCCUCCCGUGAUUCUUCUGUCAGAAUUUGGAGCUACAUCGGGCAUGAGAAAAUCCCCUCUCAUGCUGUUAGCAUACGGGCAAUAGAGACUGAGAGAUACAAAGUAAUUGACAAGCAAAGGAAUGAAGUCCUUGAAGAGAUUGAGGAAAGCAAGGCUUUCUUUCAGGUCUAUGAAGGUGCUGUGUACAUGCAUCAAGGCAAAACCUAUCUGGUGAAGGAGUUAGAUAUAUCAAGUAAACUUGCUUUUUGCCAUGUGGCUGACUUGAAGUAUUACACAAAGACUCGUGAUUACACAGAUGUUCAUGUCAUUGGUGGUGAAAUUGCCUACCCUGCGAGGAUCUCCAGGAUCCAAUUUCCAAGAACAACUGCCCAGGCAAAUGCUUGCCAAGUAACAACUACUUGGUUUGGUUUCUACCGAAUAUGGAGGGGAAGCAACCAAGUUUUUGACACAGUUGAUCUUUUACUUCCCAAGUAUUCAUAUGAAUCACAGGCUGUGUGGAUUCGAGUCCCACAAUCUAUUAAAGCAGCUGUAGAGAUAGAAAACGUGUCCUUCCGUGCAGGCUUACAUGCUGCAGGCCAUGCUCUUCUUAAUGUGGUGCCUCUGUUUAUAAUUUGCAACUCGUCAGACUUGGCUGCCGAGUGUGUAAACCCUCAUGAUACCCGCUAUAUUCCCGAAAGAAUUCUGUUAUAUGAUCAGCAUCCUGGAGGAACUGGCAUUUCAGCACAAGUUCAGCCGCUUUUCACUGAACUAUUAACUGCUGCUCUGGAACUCGUAACAUCGUGCUGCUGCUCAGGAGAUACCGGUUGCCCAAAUUGUGUUCAAAGUCUAGCCUGUCAUGAAUACAAUGAGGUUUUGCACAAGGGUGCGGCUGUUAUUAUCAUUAAGGGUGUUCUAGAUGCUGAAAAAUCCAACUUUGGUGAACUUUCCUGACUCGGCCAAUCUCUUCAGUGCAGCAUCCAUUAGGUUAACGACAAAUAGAUGGGUAGGAAUUAUCUUAAUUUACCUUGCAUCCAUAGUAGGGGGAUGAAAUUUUGUUCCUUCUCUCCGCCUGCAAUGUCGCUUGGCAAUCACAAUAAAGAUUAAUAUAUCACGUAGGCCUGUACUCGGGCAAUAGUAUA